Siniperca chuatsi (mandarin fish) is the source of this 2284-nucleotide messenger RNA. RefSeq names its product excitatory amino acid transporter 3-like. The transcript has 14 exons. NCBI's taxonomy places the organism in Eukaryota, Metazoa, Chordata, Actinopteri, Centrarchiformes, Sinipercidae. Gene Ontology annotation, molecular function: glutamate:sodium symporter activity; L-glutamate transmembrane transporter activity; L-cysteine transmembrane transporter activity. The record is from RefSeq and is a predicted model, not a curated record. Gene Ontology annotation, cellular component: plasma membrane. Gene Ontology annotation, biological process: L-glutamate transmembrane transport. Bases 690 to 2129 code for a protein of 479 amino acids.
UAUGGCUUCCACUGGGAAAAGUAGUGUAAUGUUUCAUUGACAAAAUAGUUCACUCUUUACCUGACCCAUCACAGGACAGUCAAGAGGCAACAGAGUUCUUAGCUGCUGUGCCAGUAGCAGGUGGAAUAGUUUACAUGAUGACACUGACUCUCCGUGGCUGGAUGAUCUUAUCAUAAUCAGAGGCAAGUGAAGGGACAGCGACCCGUCUGGAGUGCUGAUCCUGGAGCGGUCCCAUCUUAAAUCACACCAACAGUUUGCCCUCACUCAAAGUCUAUCGUUUACUACUCCUGUUCUCACACAGUGUGUGCCUUCUAUCAAUUCUGCCGCCAGUUGACAGAGUUGUAAUGUGUGUCCCACACUGACUGUUAUUUAUUUAUCGCGACAGGUCGGGGAUCUGAUAUUAUGUUUACUUUCGUAAAUCGCGAGUCAUAUCGUUCUAUCACCAACGAUUGUCGAUUUAACGUUACUUUGAACCAAAACAGGAGAACAGAGACUGAGUGCCCAACUUACCAAAAUAGAAGAUCUUAUUACUGAACUUUCUUUAUUUUUACUGCAUGAACAUGGAGGAUCAAGACCAUGGCUGUUGCAGCAGGUGCUGGGGUUUCAUUAUCCGGGUCAGGAGUAUGGUAACAGUUUUCAACCUGAUAGCGGUUGCACUGGGUAAGUGAAGACUAGGCAUUGCUUUGGGCAUGAUUCUGAAGACCUACGUCCCUCUGUCGGACAUUGACAAAGCCUAUGUUGGCUUUCCAGGAGAAGUACUCCUGCGGAUGCUUCAUAUGGUUACCGUUCCUUUCAUUGUGUCAAGUGUGAUAUCAGAAAUUUCUAGUCUGAGUGCUGGCACCUCCAGAAAAAUCACUGUACGUGCAGCAGUAUACUUUUUCUCAACCACUCUUCUGUCUGUUACUACAGGAUUAAUAUUGGUACUGUUGAUAAAGCCCGGGCUCGGUCAUAAUGCUGGUAAAGUUGUGACAGACGAUGAUGAUGAUGAUGAUGAAACCUUCUCCACAGUCGAUGCCUUGUUGGAUCUAAUAAGGAACAUGGUGCCACAAAAUCUGGUUCGGGCUAGCUUUCAACAGUACAAGACUCGGAAGGUGGAGUUUGAAAUUGAAGAAGCUGAUCAAAAUUUUAGCCUGGAAAUGAAAAGCACAGAAGUGCGUCUGGUGGGUAAACAUGUUGAUGGACUCAAUUCUGUGGGCCUGAUUAUCUGGUCUAUUAUUUUUGGACUGGCCCUCAGGAGCAUGGGAGAAAGAGGGAAACUCUUUGUGGAUAUCCUAAUCGCCAUCAACGACGCCUUCAAACAUGUGAUUCGAAUGAUAAUAGGCUUCUUGCCAAUCGCAGUGUUGUUUAUGACUGCAAGCUAUAUUGUUGAGGUUGGGGACAACUGGGGGACUGUCGUCAAACUUGGAAAGUUCAUAGCAGUGGUCGUUUGUGGGCUCAUCAUCCAUGGAGGAGUAUUUCUGCCACUGAUCUAUCUCCUGUGUGUGAGACGAAACCCCUUUCCUGUCAUUAAGGGGGUUUCUCCUGCCUUACUGAGGUCCAUGCUAAUCUCACGCAGCCAUGCAGCCUCGCUGACUGUGCGAUGUUGUGAGCAAGUAAACAUGAUUGACAGAAGAAUCACUCGUUUCAUGCUGCCGAUUGGGAUCAAUAUGAACAUGGACGGAACAGCGCUUUAUGAAGUGGCUGCGGCAGUUUUCAUUGCCCAACUCAACAGCAUCAGUCUGAACUGGAGCCAGUUAAUUACCCUUGGUGCGACAGUAUUAGUAUCCAGCGUAGGAGAAGCAGGGAUCCCAGCUACAGGAACAGUCACCACCCUCUUCAUUUUGACAGUCAUAGGGAUUCCUGCGAGGGACGCUUCCCUUUUGUUGGUUAUAGAAUGGCUGCUAGAUCGCGGCAACACUGCUGUCAACGUCCUGGGCGACUGCAUUGGCGUGGCGCUUGUUGAGCAUCUAUCAAGGAAAGAACUGGAAGAAAUGGACGAGCAAGGACAGGACAUGGCGAGUGAUUGGAUAACAGAGUUCGACACUGAUAGUGAGGAUUUCCAGGUCCAGGUCCAUACCAACAGCCGAGUCCCUCAACACAGCAAACAGUCAACUGCUACAAGACAGCAGCCGAAGACCAAGCAUAUGUAGCCUCAGCUCACCAUGAACAGGGCUGACUUAUUUCAUUUAUUUGCUAUCUAUAACAUUUGUUUUGCAUUUUGUACUUUAAAAUAAGCCUGUUAGCAAUUAUUUCUAUUCAUAUCCUAUUUUGUAGUUUAUGUAGAUAUAAUUCUAGUGAGCUAGAU